UUUAGAAGAGAAGAGAAGAUCGUCUCGAUUUGUAUAAGUACAUUAGUCGUAUGUUGAUCGAUUUUUUUAAAUGCCUGACCUAACAUUAUUUUGAAUAAGCUUUGAUGAAAAUACGAAUAUAGGGGUUUUAGUAUGAUGUAUUUUUGAUCUGAAGAAUAUCUAGGUAAGUGAUUAAAAAACGGUUAUUUCUUCGCAGUCAUCUGGGCAUGGAGUCCAAGUACCAAACUAGUACCUCCGUCAGCAAUAAUCCCAUGCCAUCGUAGAACUGAAAAUACAGAAAGUUGAUAAUUACAUAUUCAAUGAGUUAGGUACUUACUUUUUGCAACACUAUUUCGCUGUUUCAUUCAAUUAUCAAACAAAGUGUUUUUGCUUCAAAUUUUAUUGUCCUUGAAAGGUCUUUCUCAAAACGUAUGCGGCCUCCAUCUGGUAUGGUCUUUCGUAACACAUCCAUUCGCCAUCUAAUUCUUACACUAUUUAUACUUGAUUGCUGAUUUAAGUGCAUAAAUUUUAACAUUGGGAUGCCAAAAAUCAAUGCUCCAACUCGAUGUUUGGUAUGUGGUAGAGGAGCAAGAGGAUUUCCUUACGAUGUAAUUUCUUGCAAAGAUUGCAAAACAUUUUUCCGGAGAAUGUGUAUAUCAAAAUCCAAAAUUAAAUGUUACAUGGCUGGUAAUUGUUUUAAUUUAAGCAAAGGAUAACCUAAUUUAAGAUGUAGAGCUUGUCGAUUUCAAAAGUGCGCUGACGUUGAAAGGAAUCAUUGCAAUAAGAUGAGCUGACAUAUUUGGAGUUGCAACUAAAAGAAUAUCGAUCCUCAGCAUACAAACCACAAUGGCAAAUUUACCACCAUUGACAAGCAUGCAAAACACUCAAAAUAAUCAAUUAAGUUUUUCACCUGACAGGAAACUUUGGGUUUUGUGUAAUUUACUCAUGAUAAUUGAUUAUAUUAAGACAUUCAGUUAUUUCAACAAACUUUCAACUCAAGACCAGCUUAUUCUAACACGACACGUGUUAUUGAAAUGCAAAAAUUUGCAUACUUCCAAUUAUACGAUGUACCGGGAUUAUCACAUCAUGCGCAAGCUAUAUUGGCCAAAGAACGCACUCGGUUCGUGAACACCCUUUUCGACCUGUGUAUCCGGUCAGGAAAAAACGGACCCGGCCGCUUCGCAGAACUAAUUGACAUUUUCUCUCUGUUAGAAAACCAGCAAAUGAUUCAAAAAGACAUGUACUUAUUAAACUAUGUUCCAUUUUUAUCUGCAUCUGUGAAAUAUAACAUUCAGCUUCUUCAUGACAUAAUGGAAUUUUAAAUGCAAAGUCACAUCGUGUUAAUAAAAAUGUAAUAUUUGUUC
Messenger RNA from Caenorhabditis elegans, 1343 nucleotides. RefSeq names its product Nuclear Hormone Receptor family (gene nhr-263). The coding region runs from base 826 to 1107 and encodes 93 amino acids. The transcript has 4 exons. NCBI's taxonomy places the organism in Eukaryota, Metazoa, Nematoda, Chromadorea, Rhabditida, Rhabditidae. The record is from RefSeq and is marked reviewed.